AUGUCCGCCCAUGUGUCGACGCCUUCGACCCGCCCCGCCAACGGCGAUUCUUACUCGAAGUCCCAGCCCAUGUCGACAGAUCCCCAACCGCCCGCCGUGAACCGGAAAAAGCAGAAACGCAGGCAAAAGCAAGCCGCCCGCAUGGCCGCCGAGCGUCAGUUCGAAAAUGGACAUGUCCACCACCCGGAUGUCGCAGAAGAGAACUGCCUCAGCCCCACCGGUCCCGAAAGCCACCCUUCCGACGACCACGACUUCGAUGAAUCCGUCGACGGCGACGUCUACUACGACGAAGAACCUCGAAUACUCGGGGCGCAUCCUGCCAUGUCCGCCCCCGCCGCCGGGGAUGCGCGCGACGACCACUCGCAAGUGCCCGGUCGAAAGUCGAAGAAGAAGAAGGGCAAGAAAGGUCGCAGUGGCUCUCAAACCCUCGGAGACGAAAGUUCCACGCCCCUGUCUACCCCUUCCGUCUCGAUGUCCCACCCUCUCGUCCCUCCUCUCCCGCCGCAUUUCGGCGCGCGCACGAUCCUGAAGUCCGCCAAAGACCGCAGUAUAUGGAACACGUCGACCCAGGAGGAGCGCGAGAAUAUCAAGGCGUUUUGGCUCGAGCUGGGCGAGGAGGAAAGGCGACAGCUGGUCAAGGUGGAGAAAGACGCGGUCCUAAAGAAGAUGAAGGAACAGCAAAAGCACUCGUGCAGUUGUACGGUCUGCGGGAGGAAGCGAACCGCCAUCGAAGAGGAACUCGAAGUGCUUUAUGACGCCUACUACGAGGAGCUUGAGCAGUAUGCGAAUAACAACCAAGGUUCAUUCGAGAAGGGCCCGCCCAUCAUGCCGCCUCCCCGUCUAUAUCAUCCGCCUUUACGAUCUCCCGGUCAGCACACGCGCACGCAAGGGCAAUUCCAUCCCUCACGAGGUCGAAUCCACGAAUUGCCCGAGGACGACGAGGAUUUGGAGGAAGACUACGAUGAAGAUGAGGAGGACGACGAGCCCUACAGCGACGAAGAAUACGAAGACGAUGAUACGCGCGCCGCCCGCGCGGAUUUCUUCGCCUUUGGGAAUAGCCUGACCGUUAAAGAUGGUAUUCUUACAGUUGCAGACGAUCUUCUCAAGAAUGAUGGGAAACAUUUCAUCGAUAUGAUGGAGCAACUGGCCGAACGCCGGAUGCAGCGGGAGGAAGACACCCAAUUCGGCAUCGCCGCCGCUCACCAGUCCCUUCAUGCCGGUCAUAACCAUGGUCCUUAUGACGACGAGGAUUACGACGAGGAAGAGGAGGAUGAAUAUGACAGCCAGGAGGAUGAAGAAUACGAAGAGGAUGAAAUGGAUGCCAUGACCGAGGAGCAACGCAUGGAGGAAGGCCGACGAAUGUUUCAGAUAUUCGCCGCCCGCAUGUUUGAACAGCGCGUCUUAACGGCGUACCGAGAAAAGGUGGCCGAACAACGUCAGAAAAAGUUGAUCGAAGAGCUCUUGGAGGAAGAAUCGCGGACCGAGCAGCGGAAUGCCAAAAAGGCUCGCGAGGCCCAGAAACGGAAGGACAAGAAGAAGCUUCAGAAGCAGGCGAAGGAGGAAGAGAAGGCCCGCCGAGACGCCGAAAAGGCAGCCGAGGAAGCCGCUCUGAAGGCCGAGCAAGCGAAGAAGCUGGAAGAACAGAAAAGGAAACGAGAGGAGCAACGGAAGAAGCGCGAGGCCGAGCGGAAAGCUCAGGAAGAGGAGAAGGCUCGUCGAGAGGCCGACAAACAGCGAAGGCUGCGCGAGGAGCGAGAGCGACAAGCCGAGCUAGAGCGCAAACACCGUGAGCAGAAAGAGCAAGAAAAGCGACGACGGGAGGAAGCGCGACGAAGAGAACAGGAGGAACGAGAAGACCGGGAGUCGAAGGAAAACAAGUCCCGGGAAGAACGAGAGCGCAGGGCAACGGGAAGAGUCGAGCACGAGGCCUCCAAUCCAGGCAAACGUACGUCGCAGCCAGGACCGAUGCCGAUCCCGGCCGGCUUGCACCACCAUGUCCAAGGACCUUCGGGACACCUGCAGUCGCCACACUUGCCCGGUGCCACGCCUGUUGUCCCCAAAGCUCCGACACCUGCCCGGGCUCGUCAACCGUCUCAUCAGGGUUCACACACCUCGUCUCCACGGUCCCAGGCGGCCAGCGCCGAACCUUCGCAGACGUCCAUCUCCCCUCGGUCCAUGGGCCCGUCCCAAUCGUCUGGAGCCUCGAGCGUGACCUCGAAACAGAGCCAAGGAUAUCCCAUGUUGCAUCACCCUCAACCGUCUACUCCCCUGUCCCCUCUCGGUGCGAUGGGCAGAUCCCACCCACCUGGGUUCCCGAGUCCCAACGGGUUGCCAACGAACCCUCCCGGGUUAGCUGGAAUGGUUCCUCGACCGCCGAUGGGCCAUGAUCUACCCACAUAUCCGCCGCAUACUGGUCCUCUCAUGGGCCAACUGCGAGGAUUCCCUGCGCCAAACGGGAUCUCCAUGCCGCCCGGUAUUAACGGCGCCCGCCAAAUGCCACCCGGACGUGGUUUUCCGCUCGACCCAGGACACGGCCUUCCAUUCCAUGCGCAAGCACCACUCUCGAGCGCGUUCUCUGCACAGCAGAGCGGACUGUCCCAGGGUCAUUCUCGACAGCCCUCCAGCUCGUUCGACCGAUCACCUCUUGACACGCAUGCCCAACCGUUUCCCAUCUCUCGUCCGAGCCCGAUCAAGCGCCCGUCCAGCACCCAGCAAGAUCAGCAGGGCGAUGGAAACCGCGCUACGCAGCGUGACGUGGACAAUCUCAGUGCUCGGUUUGGAAGCAGUGCCCUUCUUGACGACAGCGAUGCUCCGUUUGCUUCGAACCUUUCUCAGUCACUUCCUGGUGCCACAGCUCCGGGCUCUCUCCCGGGUCCGACGCGAGCCAGCUUCGCCGCACCAUCGUUGUUCCCAGACCCUCUCGGUGCAUCGAAACACUCUGCUUUUCCGAUCAGUACUGGGGUAGGAAGUAACCCUUGGGCUGGACACAUCCCAUUUGGUGCCUCCCCUUUCGCCGGAACUCCAACCUGGGGAACCGCACAUGGGAGUGGUUGGUCCAACAAUGCAUUCGGGUCCGGGGGUCACCACCGUGCGCAUACAUCUCGACCAGUCGCCAUUCGGUUACUGGUGAUUGAAGCGUGGAAGCAACUCAACACCAUGAGCCCUUCCAAGGGAGCCAGCGGUCAUCAGGAUGCCAAGCAAUUGCUCCGCCAGGUUGAUCAACUGCGGCCAUCCAACGAACCUUCAAUCUCGCUGAAGGAGAUGCUCGACAUCUGCGACACGGAAGGCAACUCGCAAAACGGGGGCGGUUCAUUCUCCAUCAAGAGCGACUCAAUGGGCGAGUUCGUCAAGUUCGAGCCCGACACUAACAGCGCCGCCUCAGGUCACAGAGGCAGCAUUGUUCCUGGUGAAAUUGGAAGUCCGAUUCCAAGUAGCAGCAUACCGGCGUUUGGCGGGAUUGGUACUACCCCAUCGGUGCUUCGGCAGUAUUCUUCUCCACCAACGGGUUUCUAA
Messenger RNA from Aspergillus steynii IBT 23096, 3513 nucleotides. RefSeq names its product putative stress response protein Nst1. Bases 1 to 3513 code for a protein of 1170 amino acids. NCBI's taxonomy places the organism in Eukaryota, Fungi, Ascomycota, Eurotiomycetes, Eurotiales, Aspergillaceae. The transcript is spliced from 5 exons. The record is from RefSeq and is a predicted model, not a curated record.